CGCGGCCUGUCCGACAAGCUGUACGAGAAGCGCAAAACCGCCGCGCUCGAGGUGGAGAACGUGGCGCGCGCGAUACUACGCGCCGGCGACCGCGCCAAGCUCGACGCGCUCGUCUCAACCCUGGUGAACGAUUUCGUCGCGAUGCCGAUGCCGAACCACAGGAAAGGGGGGCUCAUCGGCCUCGCCGCCGUCACCGUCGCCCUCGCCGGCACCGCGGACUCCAAACUCGACGACAUAGUCCCGCCGGUGCUCAAGUGCUUCACGGACACCGACCAGCGCGUCCGGUACUACGCGUGCGAGGCGCUGUACAACAUAGCCAAGGCGGCGCGGGUCGCGUUUGUCGGCCAUUUCCCCGAAGUGUUCGACGCGCUGUGCAAGCUGUCGGCGGAUAACGAUCCGAACGUUCAGAACGCUGCGCACCUGCUGGACAGGCUGGUGAAGGAUAUCGUCACGGAGUCCGUCGAGGCGUUCGACGUGGCCAAGUUCGCGCCGAUGCUGAGGGAGCGCAUCGGCGUGCUGAACCCGUACGUGAGGCAGUUUUUGGUGGGUUGGAUCACGGCGUUGGACUCCGUGCCGGAGAUUGACAUGCUCACGCACCUGCCGGACAUACUGGACGGGCUGCUGAACAUGCUGAGCGAUCCCAACAGGGAGAUCAGGCAGCAGGCGGACGGCGCCCUCGGGGACUUCCUCGCCGAGAUUAGGGGCGAGGGCGGGCGAGCGCACCGCGGCGCCGACCUCGGGGCGCUCGCGGCGAUUUUGGUCGGGAGGUGCGGCGGGUCGGGCGACGAGUUCACGCGCGUCACGUGCAUCAACUGGCUGAGGGAGUUCGUUUCGCUCGCGGGAGACUCGCCGCGUCUCGUGCCGCACUUCGCGUCCAUCAUCGGCGCGGUUCUGCCGUGCAUGUCGAGGACCGAGGCCAAGGUGAGGGAGACGGCUGCGAGGGCGUCCGAGGAGCUGCUGGCUUCGACAACCGCCGCGGCCAAGGCUUGCGCGCGGGGGAUCGGGGAGAUCGAAUCGGCGGACGGGCUGGACCUGCCGGGGGUUCUCGCGGCGCUGAAAAAGCACGCGGGCGAAGGCGCGAAGGGGCCCACUCGGCUCGAGGCUUUGCGGUGGUACGCGGCGUUGUGCGAUGGAAGUCCGGAGACUGUUCGCCGGUUAUCUCUAGACGCAUCCGGCGUCGGCGCGCUCGACGAGCUGCUCGCGUCGCUGGGGCACGACUCGGACGAGGUUGUGACGCGCGCGAUGCGUGUCCUCGGGUCCCUCGGCGCGGGCGAGGAGACCGACUUCGACGUCGUGGUCCGAAGGGUGGUGACCGUCUUCGCGAGCGACGGGGGCGACUUGCUGGAGCGAAGGGGCUCUGCGGUGGUCAGGACGCUCUGCGCCGAGCUCGGAGCCGAGCGAACGUACUGCAAGAUCGCGUCCAUCGUGCGCGAGGGCGGACUCGUGAGCGGGGACGAAGGGCGCGAGCUCGACUUCGCGGCGGCGAUGGUGGAGGCUAUGAACCUGAUACUUCUCACCGCGCCGGAAUGCGCCGGCAUGCGAGCGUCGCUCAGCGGCUUGACGCUUUCGAAGGCUUCGACACUGUUCCUCGCACUGUACCCGUGCUGGUGCCACAGCGCGGUGUCCACCGUGGCGCUCUGCCUGCUGUCCCGCGCGUACGCGCACGCGGCUCACGUCGCUCGGUCGAUGGGAGACGCCGAAUCCGAGGUGACGGUUCGAGCGCUGGUGCAGAUCGACCAGCUCGUGCACCUCAUCGAGUCGCCCGUCUUCGCCAACCUCCGACUGCGUCUGUUGGAGCCCAACGCACACCCGGACCUGAUGCGGGGAUUGUACGCGCUGCUCAUGCUGCUGCCGCAGAGCGACGCCUUCAGGACGCUUCACGCGAGGCUGGGCGCCGUUCCC
Micromonas commoda is the source of this 1902-nucleotide messenger RNA. RefSeq lists its product with no specific name. Gene Ontology annotation, cellular component: endosome membrane; PAS complex. Gene Ontology annotation, biological process: phosphatidylinositol biosynthetic process; positive regulation of kinase activity. The annotation marks the transcript as partial. Lineage: Eukaryota; Viridiplantae; Chlorophyta; Mamiellophyceae; Mamiellales; Mamiellaceae. The transcript is spliced from 2 exons. The record is from RefSeq and is a predicted model, not a curated record.